Molecule: messenger RNA, 684 nt
Organism: Papilio polytes (common Mormon)
Lineage: Eukaryota; Metazoa; Arthropoda; Insecta; Lepidoptera; Papilionidae
Product: homeobox protein Hmx-like
Exons: 3
Biological process (GO): regulation of transcription by RNA polymerase II
Cellular component (GO): nucleus
Molecular function (GO): DNA-binding transcription factor activity, RNA polymerase II-specific; RNA polymerase II transcription regulatory region sequence-specific DNA binding
Source: RefSeq, a predicted model, not a curated record
AUGGAUUCCCCGGUGUCAUCUCAAGAUAAUGACAUCGAAGUCAACGUGGUGUCUGGAGCAAGCAGUCCGGAUAUUACUUCCUCGCCGUCUAGAAGAGAACAGAAGAGUCCGUUUUAUGAGUUGAAGAAGGAUAAAGAGGAGAAGGCGACGGGCAGCGCGCCAUACACCAGCUUCUCUAUUAGUUCUAUAUUAAAUAGAACGGAGCCGAGAAGAGAAUCAAAUGUUCUAGAAGCCGCGUUAGCUGCUAAUCACUUUGGAUCCAAUGAUGCGAUGCUUUCAAGAUUGGGUCUUAUCUCGCAGUGGAGCGCGCUGGCCGGGAGAUACGGCGGCCUAGUGCCCGCGCCCUGGUACUGGCAACGACCGCACGAACGGACCCCGCCUAGAGAAGAAUCAACCAAUGAAGAAUGCUCAGCAGGGGGUUCCCCCCGCCCGCGCAGUCCCCCUCGGGCCCCUUCUCCUCCAUCGCCAUCCCGUUCCUCUCCUCGGUCUCCCCGCCUGCACCCCGCACUCUACCCCCAACAGCAAGACCCACAAGAUUCCGAUCCUGAUGUCGACGAGAGCGAUGACUUCGAUAAAGACGAGAAAAGAGAUCCCAAUGCCAACUUAGGUAAACGGAAGAAGAAAACACGUACAGUCUUCUCUCGUUCACAAGUCUUCCAACUGGAAUCAACCUUCGAUAUGAAG